AUGGGGUGGGAGACGACGCAGGGCGUGGGGGAGGGCAGCUGCUCGCCCUCCCCCUCGGCGGCGCCGGCGACGCCUUCGUGCUCGCCGAACGGGAAGAGGAGCCGGGACCCGACCGAGGAUGAGGUCUACCUCGAUAAUUUCCAUUCCCACAAGCGGUAUCUCAGUGAGGUACUACUGGGCUCGGUCUUAAACCCCCAAAUUUCCCCUUUCAUCUGUCAUUUUGUUGUUCUGCACCGUUUUUUUUAGCUUCUUCAUGCUCCCCCACGCCUCCCUGCGAGCGCAGAUUUCACCAUUUUUUCUCCCAUUUUUAUAUACCCGACCUUGUUCCUCUGCCAUCGCUAAUCUCGACCACUGGGAGGAUGGUCCUCCCUAUUCUUGCCGGUGCAGUUUUGGUUGAUAAUUGACUAAAACGGAGAACGAACUAGUCGAUGAGUCUUUCUUCCUGGAUCCUCCCCUCUCACAGAUAAUGGCGUGCAGCCUCAAUGGGUUGAGCGUGGGAGAGACUCUGACUGAGAACCUCAUGGAUUCUCCGGCGAGGUCGGACACCAGCAUGUGCUACCACACCAGGUAUAUUUCAGUCACAGUUUCCUUUACUUUCUAACACAAAGAGCCCCGUAAGUAAUCCAUUGCUCGCUACAUUUCUUCUGUUCUGGUUUCAUGGAGGUCGCGUUCUUCAGAUUUGUUUAUCUGAUUUUAAACCAUUCCGAGGUGUUUCAUUGUUGAAUCUUGACGCUGACCGGGCACGUCGGUUUCUAUCUCCAGCUCCGAUAAUCAUCCUAAAAUCUCCAGUAAUUAACGCCGACAGAUUUCAUAAAAUGAGUUCGGAGGAGCUCUACAUCGAUGCCAUUCCUUUAAAAUCUUUCUCUGGUUUUGAGAUGAUUAGGAAUAAACCUCUCACUGAUUACAACGACAGAACUGCGCAUCCGAUCGCCAAUCGCUUCCGAUUCAGAUGCCCUGCUGGUUUGAACUACGCUCUGAUCAGGAUCUUUUAGUGCCACUCUAUGAUUUGGAGAGAAAAAUGUCUGUUCUUGGAUUGUGUUCAGUUUAGUGAUUGUCCCUCCUCCGACAGGAAGGAUCAUCCGAGAAUGCAUGCCUUUGUUGAACAAAUGAUCGUCUGCCCAUUACAAGAUGAGAGAUCCUCAUUAGCAUACAAUGAUACCCCUCGUUUCUAGAAUUUUGUGAUUGAGUGUGCUUUUGGGAGCUCAUGGACGCUAAUUUUCUAUUUUCUCUCUCCUUCCUGUUUUAAACGUAUCCAGUAAGAAGACCAACUGUGGUUGACUCUCCUCAUUUGUUUCUCCAAUAAGAUCAAAAGCAGUAGAUUAUAUCAUUCAUAUAUGGUUCGUGAGUCCCAAUACCAUUUAGUUUCCAAAUAAAAAUAUGUAAUUCAGUUUCACGGUGGGAGUUUGUAUUCAUCUGAUUUCUUCUUCUGUCAACUACCCCAGAGAUGAGCUAGCGUCACAAUACUCUCCCAUGUCUGAGGACUCCGACGACACCCGGUGCUACGACCCUCACUUCAACACGAUGGCGGCUCAGCCUGACGGCACUGGUAGCAUCAGCAGCAGCCCGGUCUCUCCCCACCGAUGCCCAAGGCACCAGAUGGUGUCGGGCCCAUCUGCCACCUACCCUCUAGUCGCCACUGUCUGCUCUCAUCCACGGCGAGGGGCCGACACCGAUGCCCGGUUUCCCUCCUCGCCCAACGAUGCAUGCCACACGGGGGACCUGAGACGCACGGCGCUCUUGAGGUCUGUGCAGAUGCGUGCCCAGCCCCACGGCUCGCCACCGGCCUAUGAGCUCUCGUUCACCGGCAUGGCAAGUGCAGAGGAGGGAGACCGGCCCUGCUCGUGCCUUAAGAAUGCCGACGAUGAGCCUGAGUAUCAUCGGCCGCCGCCUCCAUUUCCAGGCUUGCUCGAGGAAGGCCCUCAAGCAGAUGGGUCUCCCUCCUCUCACCAAGGUUGA
Molecule: messenger RNA, 1956 nt
Organism: Spirodela intermedia
Lineage: Eukaryota; Viridiplantae; Streptophyta; Magnoliopsida; Alismatales; Araceae
Source: the annotation of a GenBank genome assembly